UGUGAGCAUUACUAGGCAUUUCAUCCUGCGGUUCUGCAGUCUUUGCUAUUCAGACUGUUGCUCAGUUGGAAUGCUUCUGUGGGGCCGAUCCUGAGGUUCCGUAGAUAUUUUUUAAGGACUUACCCACUGGAGGUAUUAGUGGCAUUUUGCAAGAUCAUCUGAGGAACGGGAAAGCAUCUGAAAUCUACUGAAAGGGUAACUGUAGCGGUUUUUACAGUGGAAGGAAACUGUACUGGCACAGAGCAGAUGAUUGAAUAAAGUAGUUGGCUCAAAGAAGAUGCACAGUCUGCUGUUUUUUCCUGUGAAUGAAGACUAUUUAAUGGAAGCUGUAUUCAUGUGGAGAUCAAAGGAAACACUGGAAUGAUAAACUACUGGGGUUUUUUCUCUUUUUUUUUAAAUGAAAAGCCUGAAGCAGUAAUUUGAGCUCAAAUGCCUUCUAAUUCCUUCGCAGCCUGCCUGUUCCAUUAGGAUCCUCUGCUAACACUAUUUCUGCCUGGUGCUGUGCCCUUUUGCUGGAGCAGCCACAGACAACUGCCUGAUGGAGAAAGAAUGAACGCUCUGCCUUGCUUAUGCUAUUGAUGGGAAUAAAGCUAUCUGUGUUUCUUCUAUUACAUGGGAUAUCUGGAUUAAUCAAGCUGUAUUCUAGUACCAAGAGUCCUAUUGUCUCUUGUGGUCUGACUCAUCGCAUGUAAAUGUACUGCAGCUUUGCUAUUAAUGCAGAGUGUUUUUUUUUUUUUCUUUCCCAAACACAGAAAGAAUUGUCAACCUCUGAGCUUUAUUUUAAGAAUUUGUGCUGAGCUCUAGAUAUUUUUUUUUUUCUGGAUAAUAUCUGUAUUAAACCAGAAGCUGAAGAAAUGAAGACAAGUUAGAAGUGGAAACAAAAUAGAAAAUAAAUCCCUACAUUCACCACCUUCUGGAAGUGUAUUGCCAUCACUGGUGCAAGCUAUAUUUAAUGGAGAUCCUGAUGAAGUUCGAGCACUAAUAUUUAAGAAAGAAGAUGUUAACUUUCAGGACAAUGAAAAGAGAACUCCACUGCAUGCUGCUGCCUAUCUUGGAGAUGCAGAAAUCAUUGAACUGCUUAUUUUAUCUGGAAGCAGUGCAGAUACUUUUGAAGCAUUCUGCAGAUGUUAAUGCUCGAGACAAAAAUUGGCAAACCCCUUUACACAUAGCUGCUGCUAAUAAAGCUGUAAAGUGCGCUGAAGCUUUGGUACCUCUUCUGAGUAAUGUAAACGUGUCUGAUCGAGCGGGGAGGACUGCAUUACAUCAUGCAGCUUUUAGUGGACAUGGUGAGAUGGUCAAACUACUCUUGUCUAGAGGUGCCAAUAUUAAUGCUUUUGACAAGAAAGAUAGACGGGCUAUUCAUUGGGCAGCAUAUAUGGGUCACAUUGAAGUAGUGAAAUUACUUGUGGCACAUGGAGCUGAAGUGACAUGCAAGGAUAAGAAGUCUUAUACACCUCUUCAUGCAGCAGCCUCUAGUGGAAUGAUCAGCGUAGUCAAGUACCUUCUGGAUCUUGGAGUUGAUAUGAAUGAACCAAAUGCCUAUGGAAAUACACCUCUUCAUGUAGCCUGCUAUAAUGGACAAGAUGUUGUAGUGAAUGAACUUAUAGACUGUGGUGCUAAUGUAAAUCAAAAGAAUGAAAAAGGAUUUACUCCUUUGCACUUUGCUGCUGCAUCAACACAUGGAGCAUUGUGUUUAGAGCUUCUAGUAGGCAAUGGGGCCGAUGUCAACAUGAAGAGCAAGGAUGGGAAAACCCCACUGCACAUGACUGCCCUCCACGGUAGAUUCUCCAGAUCACAAACCAUUAUCCAGAGUGGAGCUGUAAUUGACUGUGAGGAUAAGAAUGGAAACACCCCUUUGCACAUAGCAGCAAGGUACGGCCAUGAGCUGCUAAUCAACACUCUUAUUACAAGUGGUGCUGACACUGCAAAGCGUGGCAUACAUGGAAUGUUCCCCCUCCAUUUGGCAGCCUUAAGUGGUUUUUCAGAUUGCUGCAGGAAACUUCUUUCUUCUGGUUUUGAUAUAGAUACCCCAGAUGAUUUUGGCAGGACCUGUCUACACGCAGCUGCAGCUGGAGGGAAUUUGGAGUGCCUAAACCUUCUGCUGAAUACUGGUGCAGACUUCAACAAAAAGGACAAAUUUGGGAGAUCUCCGCUGCACUAUGCUGCUGCCAACUGCAAUUACCAGUGCCUGUUUGCUCUUGUGGGAUCAGGAGCAAGUGUGAAUGACCUUGAUGAAAGAGGAUGCACACCCCUGCACUAUGCAGCAACAUCAGACACAGAUGGCAAGUGCCUGGAAUACUUAUUACGAAAUGAUGCAAAUCCAGGGAUCCGUGACAAGCAGGGAUACAAUGCAGUUCAUUAUUCAGCUGCUUAUGGUCACCGUCUAUGUCUUCAGCUGAUUGCAAGUGAAACUCCUUUAGAUGUUUUAAUGGAAACCUCUGGGACAGACAUGCUGAAUGAUUCAGAUAACAGAGCAACAAUAAGCCCUUUACAUUUGGCUGCCUAUCAUGGUCACCACCAAGCACUAGAAGUGUUGGUACAGUCUUUGUUAGAUCUUGAUGUGAGAAAUAGUAGUGGGAGAACACCCCUAGAUCUUGCAGCAUUUAAGGGCCAUGUUGAAUGUGUGGAUGUACUCAUUAAUCAGGGAGCCUCAAUUUUAGUAAAAGACUACAUUUUGAAGAGGACACCUAUACAUGCUGCAGCAACAAACGGUCAUUCAGAGUGCUUGCGGCUACUAAUAGGAAAUGCAGAACCGCAGAAUGCAGUAGACAUUCAAGAUGGAAACGGACAGACUCCUCUGAUGCUGUCUGUUCUUAACGGGCACACGGACUGUGUUUACUCACUGCUGAACAAAGGAGCAAAUGUAGAUGCCAAAGAUAAAUGGGGAAGGACAGCAUUGCAUAGAGGGGCAGUUACAGGCCACGAAGAAUGUGUAGAUGCAUUACUUCAACAUGGUGCUAAGUGCUUAUUUCGAGAUAGCAGGGGCCGGACACCUAUACACUUGUCAGCUGCCUGUGGACAUAUUGGUGUUCUCGGAGCCCUUUUGCAGUCAGCAGCAUCUGUGGAUGCAAAUCCAGCCAUAGCAGACAAUCAUGGAUAUACAGCACUUCACUGGGCCUGCUACAAUGGUCAUGAGACAUGUGUAGAACUUCUUUUAGAACAGGAAGUUUUCCAGAAAAUGGAAGGAAAUGCUUUCAGUCCUUUGCAUUGUGCUGUGAUAAAUGACAACGAAGGUGCUGCUGAAAUGUUAAUUGAUACUUUAGGUGCCAGCAUCGUGAACGCCACAGAUUCAAAAGGAAGAACCCCUCUCCAUGCGGCCGCCUUCACAGACCACGUAGAGUGUUUACAGCUGCUGCUCAGCCAUAAUGCUCAAGUCAAUUCUAUAGACUCUUCUGGGAAAACACCUCUCAUGAUGGCCGCAGAAAAUGGACAGACAAAUACAGUUGAGAUGCUGGUUAGCAGUGCUAGUGCAGAUCUGACUUUACAAGAUAACAGUAAAAACACCGCCCUCCAUUUGGCUUGCAGCAAGGGUCAUGAAACUAGUGCCUUGUUAAUACUGGAAAAGAUAACAGAUAGAAACCUCAUCAACGCAACCAAUGCAGCCUUGCAAACACCUCUGCAUGUUGCUGCCCGAAAUGGGCUGACAAUGGUGGUUCAAGAACUUUUGGGGAAAGGAGCAAGUGUGCUUGCAGUAGAUGAAAAUGGCUAUACCCCAGCUUUGGCCUGUGCUCCCAAUAAGGAUGUGGCUGAUUGCCUAGCUCUCAUUUUGGCCACCAUGAUGCCUGUCUCAUCCAGUAGCCCUUUAUCAUCCCUGACUUUCAAUGCCAUUAACCGUUACACCAACACCUCAAAAACAGUCAGCUUUGAAGCCUUGCCCAUCAUGAGGAAUGAACCUAGCUCCUACUGCAGUUUCAACAACAUUGGCGGGGAACAGGAAUACUUAUACACCGACGUGGACGAGCUCAAUGACUCUGAUUCCGAGACCUACUAAGAGGCUGAGCCAGAGGUCUGAGUGAGGAGUUCUGACACUAACGCUUCAGAUUGUGCUUUUUCAGGAAAAAGGCACUUUAUUAUUCACGUACAAAUUCAACCUAAGAGGAAAGAUCGCAGAGUGAGCAAAUAUGAGAAAUGUGAUGACUUUAGGAAGAAGAGUUUUAAAGGCAAGUUUUGCAAAAGGAACUUCUAGAAUCUUGAAAUAGACUUGACCAGAGGAAAACACUUUUAUGUCAAAUUACUUUGUGGAAUUGUUUGAUUUGGUUUUGCAGUGCCAGGAAUAAUUUGGGACACUGUGCACCCUAAUCUGCUUAAACAAGCAACACUAUUGUAAAAGAAGAGAUAAGGACACUAGAUUUAAAUUUUACCAGUAAAACUACAACUAAAUUUAAGGGCAAUAAAAGUUUGGUACAGUAGGCAUUAUGUGCACAGCAAAUUGCCAAAGGACCAAGUAACUUAAAAGUUUUUUAAUAGAAUGCCAUUUUGUGGAAACCAGAAUAGGUGAAAUGAGACAUUAUCUAAACCAAACUUUAAUAUUUCUGAAAAUGAAGCUGAGAUUUGGUUUUAAAUGUUGAUUUUUUUUUAAAGAAAACAUCUGAAAGCCUUCGAAUACUGUAUUAAACCAUGAGAGAAAGCAGAUGUAUUUUUACAUUUUUUUCUUUUACAUAAAAAUUUAAAAAUUCCAACUUUUAUAAUAUUAGAAUUUAAAACCAGCUGGCUGAGUGCAGUCGGGGUGAAAAUACUUGUGAUGUAGACAUGAGAUAGAUUGGGGUUGGGCCGUCGUUGCCAUUUUGAAUGGUUUAGGUUUAAAAUUGAACUAUUUUUGUUUGAAAAUGUAAAGAAUUUCCUAGAAGAAGAAAAUUUCAUGGAAUCAAAAUAUAGAUUAUUUUCACCCUAUUGCAGCUAAGUGGUCCUGGGGAGUGGAGUUUUUGACCUCACUACUUUGGAUGGUACACCUUCAUCACUUAUGUUACUUUUGUGCCUCCACAAUGGACUGGGGGUUUUUGUUUUCACUGUUUAGUGAAUACUCAAAAAGAAAAAAAAAAUGCCUUGUUAUUGAUAGGUUAACAUCAUCGGGUCUCUUGGAAGGCAUUUCUAUAUUGGGUCCUGUUCAGAUUUAAACAUGCUACUACUUGGGGAAAGAAGCAAUUGCCUGCCGAAUUGGAAGACUGCCUUUCAAAUAACAGAGAGAGAAAGGCUGUUUAGGCUUUUAAAUAACAAUUUGUAUGGUUCUGCUUUUACUGUAACUGUCAUUUUCCCAGCAAGAAUGAUUUCACGUAUGUAGGGGGUCUUACAGAUCUGGGUAAAGUUCCAUAAAUUUUCACAAAAUGAUACCCAUUUUCAUUUUAUCCUUUUUGUAUUGUGAAACUGGAAACUUUAUGACAUUGUAAAUUUCAGCUGGUUUUUCUGAAUAUAAAGUGUGAAAACACAGAACAGUAUUUUGAUCUAUUUGAUAAUUUUGUGGGGUUUUUGAAGAAUUAAUGAGCAUGUACAUAGAAAUAGUGACUGCUUGAAUACUGUAUUUACUUGCACUCUUUCAGUACAUCAAGAUUCCUGUAUAUUUUAGAGUAUAAUAAAACACAGAUGUGAGUUGUAUUUAAUGAAUAAUGUAUUUGUAUCUGUGCAUAUUACCUAAAAAUCUAUAAAGUUUCUAGGGCAUUGACUACUAGAUUUUAAGCAUUUUUUUCUAAAAUAUUUACAGAAAUUAUAAAUGUAAUCCGCCAUCUUUUCUUUAUAAUAUAAAGGAGUCAUAAUGGACCCUUCCUAAAUUAUUAGUGGUAGGAAGGUGAAUUUGCAUUUUAAAGACAGUGGACUACAUUUUCUAUUGUACCUUUUGAAAAGAAAAAAGAGGAUUCUAAAAGUAUACAUAUGUGUGCUUUCUCUUUCCUUUUAGGAAUUCUCUUCUGAAUUCCCUGAGGGAAUUUUCUAGAAUCUCAGAAUUGAAAGAGACCUGAGGUUCAUCCAGUCUAACCUCUUAACAAAUGCAGGAGUCCCUUCUACAAGGGUGAUCUUUCCACCUUAAACACUUCCAGUGAUUCUACCUCACCAAGCAGUCCAUUCAGUUGUUGAGCAGCUCUAACUGUUAGAAAGGUCUUCCUUAGAUGGAGUUGAAGCCUCCCUCCCGGUAACUUCUGUCUUUGGGCCUGGGUCUGUCCUCCAAGAGAACGCGAGAACGUUGGAAGGAUGAAUCUCACGCCCUCUGCCGUGUCUUCUCUUUUACAGGCUGUUUGACUUACCUGCUGAAGUGAUUCCCAGAAGGACUCGUUAAACAUAGAUUUACCCAUCUAAUGAAAUCCAAGGUGUAGCUAUAAAGUAACAAGCUGUUUUUAACUUAUCCUCACACAUGCCAGAACUUAGAUCUUGCAUCACUUUAUGUAAAUGAUGCUAUUACUGAAAAUAUUUGUGAGGUGGUUCUUUCAAUCGCUUGCCCACUAGGAAAUCUGUUUCAUUGCUUUGUGAUCGCAUUUUGUGAUAGUCUAUCCCCAGCUUGAUCAGCCACUUCCUUUGGUCUGCACCUAAUGAGGGGAAAUCCCAAACUACUGGUCCAAAUACUAUUUGAGCAGCCCUAGUAUUGUUGGAGUAUGUACAUGGACAACUUCAGUGAAUGAACACAGCAGCACAGUAAGUUCCCUUAUAGUUACACCUUGUAUGUCAAAAGCAUUCAGGCCCUGCUCUGUAGUGGUUUUUAUACUCAAACAGAACAGAAAAGCCUGUUUGCUUUCUUAACUUCUGCAUGAACGAUGACAUCUGAAAUAUCUGAUGUGUAUUAUAGUAAUACCAGCUUCUGCUCUAGAACUACUUUGGGGGAAAUGGUGGUAAUAGCAAAUGACUUCCUUUAACAAGACACUCAACUCAAACAGUGCCAUUUAGUUCAGGAGGUCUAAAUAGCUGUCAAUUUGGGGUUUAAUUUGGCUUAUAUUGGACCUUUUAAAUGAAAUAAAAUUUUUUAAUGCAAUAAAUCAA
This is a messenger RNA of Zalophus californianus (California sea lion), 6957 nucleotides long. It is a transcript of the gene ANKRD28, whose product is annotated as ankyrin repeat domain 28. The record is from RefSeq and is a predicted model, not a curated record. Gene Ontology annotation, biological process: protein localization to ciliary inversin compartment. Gene Ontology annotation, molecular function: protein binding. Lineage: Eukaryota; Metazoa; Chordata; Mammalia; Carnivora; Otariidae. The transcript is spliced from 28 exons. The coding region runs from base 998 to 3991 and encodes 997 amino acids. Gene Ontology annotation, cellular component: ciliary inversin compartment; nucleus; cytoplasm.